AAACACUAGCUGCACACACCCACAGCCUGUUAUACAGCUGCACAGGUGGGAUCUGUCAGAGGAGACCUGGGUCCCUGGACAGAGGAGAAGUCUGGACCUGUAUGGAUUCUCCAGUCCUCCCCAAAGCUCCAGGUGGAGCAGGCACUGCAGGUGCUGCAGGUGUUGAGCAGCCAGCAGUGGUCCCUCCUGGUGGUUUGCAGCCCCUUGCUGAGGUAGAGGAGCCUGCCAGCCUGGGAGAUAAGAGUCAUGCCAGAGCAGGAGACGGAAAGGAGCUGGUCUCAUUAGACAGCUCUCUGUCCUCUUCAGACAGCGAGGAUGAGGGUAUUGGCAAGAAAGAGAAGAAGAAGAAGAAGCUAAAGAAGAAGAAGAAGAAGAAGAAAGAUUCAUCUUCAUCAUCUUCGUCUUCCUCCUCCUCCUCCUCUUCUUCUUCCUUCUCAUCCAGCAGCUCUUCAGACAGUGACAGUGAGGAUGACAAGAAGAAGAAAGAGAAAAAGAAGAAAAAGGGGGAGGAUAAAGAGUAUGUCUGGGACAGUGUUGUCAUAACUAGUGCCGAUGACCAAAUCCAACAGGUGUCUGGAGAUGGUCUGAAGGAGGGUCAGGAUUUGGACUCAUCAGAUGACGAAAUUGACAAGAAGAAAGAGAAAAAGAAGAAGAAGAAGAAAAAGAAGGACAAGAAGAAGAAGAAAAAGAAGGAGUCAUCCUCUUCUUCAUCUGACAGCUCAUCAUCUGACAGUGAGGAUGAAAAGAAGAAGAAGAGAAAGAAAAAGAAGAAGAAGAAAAAGAAGAAGAAGGACUCCAGCUCCUCUUCCUCAGACAGCUCCUCGUCAUCAUCAUCCUCUGACAGUGAGGAUGACAAGAAGAAAAAGAAAAAGAAGAAAAAGGACAAGAAGAAGAAGAAGAAGAAAGACAAGAAAAAGGAUUCCAGCUCUUCAUCCUCAUCCUCAUCUUCUGACAGUGAUAAAGAUAAGAAAAAAAAGAAGAAGAAGAAGGACAAGAAAAAGAAGAAGAAGAAGGAUAAGAAAAAGGAUGAAGAGCAGAGUGAGCUCACCAGUGUUACUGCUCUUUCAGCAGCUGGCGGUGAGGCUGCAGGACCAAGUACUGAUGGAGAUAAAAAGAAAGAUCAAGAUGCUGACAAGGUCAAGGCCAAAGAGCUUAAAGCAGCAGAAGAAGGCAAACUGUCCCCUGCAUCAGCUGCAGGGGGAGCAGAGGCAUUCCCUGAUGCUACUGAGGAAGGCCAUCUGAGUGAUGAUGAGGGAGAAGGAGUCACAGAGAAGGAUAAGAAAAAGAAGCUGAAGAAGAAGAAGAAAGAGGACUCAGGCUCAUCUUCAGACAGUGAUGAUGACAAAAAAGAUAAGAAAAAGAAGAAGAAGAAGAAGAAGGACUCCUCCAGCUCCUCUUCAUCUGAUAGCUCCUCUUCAGACAGUGAAGAUGACAAGAAGAAAAAGAAGAAGAAAAAGAAGAAGAAGAAGAAGGUGAAGAAGAAGAAGGAUAAGGAUUCCAGCUCUUCCUCCUCCUCUUCCUCCGCAUCUGAUAGUGAAGAUGACAAGAAGAAGAAGAAAAAGAAGAAGAAAAAGAAGAAGAAGUCCAGCUCUUCUGAUGAUAGCUCCUCCUCCUCUUCUUCAUCAUCAUCGUCCUCUUCCUCUGAUAGUGAAGAUGACAAGAAAAAGAAGAAGAAGAAAGAUAAGAAAAAGAAGAAGAAGAAGGAUAAGAAGAAGAAGAAAAAGAAGGAUUCUUCUUCUUCAUCUUCUGACUCCUCCAGCGAUUCUUCUAGUGAUAAUGAUAAAAAGAAAAAAAAGAAGAAAAAGGAUAAGAAGAAGAAGAAAAAGAAGGACAAGAAAAAGGACUCAGAUUCUUCUAGUAGUGAUGAUGACAAGAAGAAGAAAAAGAAGAAGAAGAAAGACAAGAAGAAGAAAAAGAAGAAAGACAAGAAGAAGGACUCAAGCUCCAGUUCAUCAAGUUCAUCAAGUUCAUCUGAUAGUUCCAGUGACAGUGACAAGGAAAAUAAAAAAGACAAAAAAAGAAGAAGAAAGAGGACAGCCCUGAUAGUGAGCAAAGCAGCAAGCCAAAAAUGGAGGUUUCAGAUUCAGGUGGUAGCGGACUCUCUGCUGCCAGCAGCAGCAGCAGCUCCAAGCCUGGUGGUGCCCCUGUUGUCUCCUAUGUGUCACUCCCCUCCAAACCUGUCUUAAAACUGGAUCCUGCUCCUCCUUCAUCCACCUCCAAGCCCUCUACCUCUGGCUCCUCAGUGAGUAUUGGAGACAGGACCCCUGUUCGCAGACCUGUCAGCCCCAUGGAGUCCCUGAUGGGAAGCCCAAGGAGGUUUGGAGAUGGGACAACCCGUUCCACUUCUCACCUCACCUCAAGUGAUCUACUGAGAGGCCCCAAGCCUUACCAGUAACGACAUGUCAUAGAUCGAAACAAUAAUGUUACUGAUUUUUUAAAAAGCAAGUUGAACGUGAUAAUGAGUUAUGGUCUAAUGAUGCUCUCAGUGCCCUGAUUUUAUGCAAGAAAAAUAUGAUCACUCAUCAUGACAAAUAGAAGGAGAUGUUUUUGGUGUUUUCUUGUUAGAAUACACAAGUUACUGGGUAAAUAUGCAUUGUGACAUGAGGGAGAUAAUUAAACCAUGAAAAAUAAUUUUUCAACUGGUAUGGAAAAAAAGCAACAUUUAUGGAGGAAAUUAAAUUUUGCAAUCACAUGAAAUAAUUUCAAAUGCUUUGGGGAAUAAAACUGAUUUUAUAUGUUU
Messenger RNA from Lates calcarifer (barramundi perch), 2740 nucleotides. Its product is annotated as cylicin-2. The record is from RefSeq and is a predicted model, not a curated record. The transcript has 23 exons. The coding region runs from base 102 to 2186 and encodes 694 amino acids. NCBI's taxonomy places the organism in Eukaryota, Metazoa, Chordata, Actinopteri, Centropomidae.